Messenger RNA from Beta vulgaris subsp. vulgaris (sugar beet), 1215 nucleotides. RefSeq lists its product as uncharacterized. Bases 1 to 1215 code for a protein of 404 amino acids. Lineage: Eukaryota; Viridiplantae; Streptophyta; Magnoliopsida; Caryophyllales; Amaranthaceae. The record is from RefSeq and is a predicted model, not a curated record. Gene Ontology annotation, biological process: proteolysis. Gene Ontology annotation, molecular function: aspartic-type endopeptidase activity. The transcript has a single exon.
AUGGUGUGUUUUAAGAGCAAGAAUGUUGGACAUCGAAUUAACGAGUGUCCCUCGUGGAAAGAAACAGGAAGGCUAGGAAGAAAUAAUAAAUUAGGGAAUAUGUUGAUGUUGACUGCUAAAGAUGGAAGCUCGAGCCAAGGUAAGGUCGGAAAAGGGGUUCAGUCUGUCAGUCAAGGGAAAGCAUCAGGGAAGUUAUUCGUUGUUAAGACAGAGGCAAAAGGGACUCCAGAGAUGCAGGAGUUACCAGGUAAUGUAAUUUUAGGGAGGUUUCUUGUAUGUAACUCGAUGGCCAAUGUGUUAUUUGAUUCCGGAGCUUCACAUUCAUUUAUUUCGAAUAUGUUUGUUAGCAACUUGCCAUAUAAACCCUGUGUUCAACCUUUAAAUAUGAUUAUUUGUUUGCCUAAUUGGGAGUCGACUUGUUGUAAAUGGAUAUUUAAGAAUUAUGAAAUUAGGAUAGCAGGGUCAGAACUGCGGGUAAAUCUGAUACCCUUUAAUUUGGAUUAUCAUGAUGUGAUUUUGGUAAUGAAUUGGUUGAGUAGGAAUCGGGCGGUGAUAGAAUGUUACGCUAGAGCCGUUAGAUUGAGGUCUCCAAGUGGAGAUAAGAUUGUAUAUAGAGAAGAAAUGGCGAGGCCGACAGAAAAAGAUAAUAUGAUAAUUGAGAAUGAUACAGAGAUAGUACCUGAGGGUAUCCGUUAUGUGAAUCAAAUGGAAGGGGGUAAAAAGGAAGAAAGCAUAAUUGAAGAAAUUUCAGUGGUGAGAGAAUUUCUGGAUGUAUUUCCAGGAGACUUACCGGGAUUGCCAUCACAUCGAGUGGUUGAUUUUCAUAUUGAUUUGGUGUCAGGGGCAACACCGAUAUCCAGAGCUUCUUAUAGGAUGGCUCCUGCAGAAAUGGCUGAAUUGAAGAAGCAAUUAGAAGAGUUGUUGAAAAAAGAUUAUAUCCGACCUAGUGUGUCUCCAUGGGGUGCACCAGUGUUAUUUGUGAAGAAAAAAGAUGGUACAAAGAGAUUGUAUAUAGAUUAUCAGGGAAUUAAUAAAAUCACAAUCCGAAAUAGAUAUCCAUUACCCCGAAUAGAUGAGCUGUUUGAUCAGUUAAAGGGAGCAGGGAUAUUCUCAAAGAUAGAUUUAAGGUCGGAGUCUCAUCAGAUGCGCAUAGUGGGGAAGGCAUUCCGAAAACAGCGCUCAGAACUAGAUAUGGACAUUAUGAGUUUGUGGUGA